Molecule: messenger RNA, 3597 nt
Organism: Solea solea (common sole)
Lineage: Eukaryota; Metazoa; Chordata; Actinopteri; Pleuronectiformes; Soleidae
Gene: ube2j1
Product: ubiquitin-conjugating enzyme E2, J1
Exons: 8
Coding region: 305-1285 (326 amino acids)
Source: RefSeq, a predicted model, not a curated record
UUCCUGUUUACGUUCCCACAAAUGACGUCACGUGGUUAACGUUUAGCAAAUAGUUUCAAAACCGAAACAAUACAUAACUUGAGAGCACCACUGUAGUUUUGAUACGGCUGCGUCAUAUAGCCUUUGUUGUUUCUUGCGCCGGAGAGAGUGGAAGAAGUGCGGUUUCACCUGUCCUGCUCCGUAGUUAAGGACCUGAAGAAAGCUAGCCGGGGUGCUAAAGUGAAGCUAUAGCUUGCUAGCGAGUUAGCUAAAGAAAGCCAUCAGCACUUCAGCAUCUUACUGAGUCGUCACCGUCUGUGUCAGCAUGGAGAACCAAUAUAACCUCAAGAGUCCAGCGGUGAAGAGGCUGAUGAAAGAGGCUGCUGAACUGAGGGAUCCCACAGAGCACUACCACGCCCAGCCACUGGAAGAUAACCUAUUUGAAUGGCACUUUUCCGUACGCGGGCCUCCCGAUUCCGAUUUCGACGGAGGCGUAUACCACGGCAGGAUCGUUCUGCCCCCGGAAUAUCCCAUGAAGCCCCCCAGCAUCAUCCUCCUCACACCAAAUGGAAGAUUCGAAGUUGGAAAGAAGAUUUGUCUGAGCAUCUCUGGCCACCAUCCAGAGACCUGGCAGCCGUCCUGGAGCAUCCGGACUGCCCUAAUAGCUAUAAUCGGAUUCAUGCCAACAAAAGGAGAGGGGGCCAUAGGAUCUCUUGAUUAUACCCCAGAAGAAAGGAGGACCCUGGCCAAAAAGUCCCAGGACUUCUGCUGUGAGGCGUGUGGCUGCUCCAUGCGCACUGCCCUCCAGGACCUGACCCCCAACAGCCAACCCAGUGCAGAGGACUACAAGGCCAAAGAACUGGCUCAGCAAAUUAAUUUUAAGGCAGAGUCCACUUCAUCCAGACAGGCUAGUGAGAGUGGAGGUGCUGAAAGCAAGCCUCCCACACUCACAGAGGAAAACGCCUCCACGUCUGCCGGACAGGAAGCUGUUGACUGGCCUCAGGCUGAACAGCCGGAAGUGUCUCCAUCCGCUCGAAUAGAAGAAUCACAGCCCAACGCUGCCCCCGGCACCGGACGCCCUCUCAGUCCACGACAGCGACGCAACCAGCAGCACAACCAUCAGGGACAGAGAGAGAUCAGAGAUGCAGCCAGCAGGCCGACCUUCGCCGCUGCCCCUCGUCAGCCUCAGGAGGGAAGCCACGCGGGCUCAGCCGUCCUCAUCGUCGUGCUCACCUUGGCAUUAGCUGCUCUCAUCUUCCGCAGGAUCUACCUGGCUCAAGAGUACAAGUUUGACUAUGACCUGUGACCACACACACACACACACACACACACUCGCUCUUACACACACGCACACACUAGGCCACCUCCUCCUCCCCCUCCUCCUCCUCCUCCUCCUCACUCCCUGAUCAGCCUCUCCUGACCCUCAUCCCAACUGAACUCUGACCAGCUGAAGUGGAAGCAGAGCUGAGGCAGUGGCUGACACUGUUAAACCAGGACCUUUCAUUCCUGCAGGGGGGGGGGGGGCAUUCCACUCCCCACCAACACCUCGAGGGUGUCUUUUAAUCAAUGUGAAUUUUACUCUCCAGAGUGUCGUGCAUUUUUUUUUUUAAGAACGGGAGGCUUUGUUGUUAGUCAUCAGCUCAGCGAUGUCCCCGUCUGUGUAAUUGUCUUUCCUGAGGCUGCCACUUAUUCCCUGUAUUUAAUUAAAACUGUAAUAUAAUAUGCCAACAACAAGGAAGUACGGGGGGUGGGGGGGGGGUAUUUGAUCAUGUUCUUAAAUGGUAUCUUCUUUAUAUGCGCUUACUUUCUUUUAGGUACACACACGGAACGGAAAAUUUGAAUUACGACUUAAACCGGACUUUUAAAUGUUAGCCUGACUGAAAACUGUACUAAAACAUUUUUAGUCGCGCUAACGCACCACGUCAAAUUACUACUACAUGUACGGAAUGCUGGUGGAGGGCACUACACAGUGCCCGACUCCAGGUUCUGACCCGGAAAUAAACGACGGUCCACACCAGAAGACGACCGCGAGAAAAACAUCCCGAGCGUUUAUUUUUGGACUGACAAGGAGACUGAAUUUAUGCUGUCUCAGCUUAAAGACUUAAAGUCAGCUAUAACUGUUUUUGUCUGUGACGUCAUAGGCGAACCAGAAGAUGCCUAAAACUAAGAAGCUGAAAGGAGGCAUAGCGCCACCUAGUGUAGCAGAGGCAGCAACAUUUAAUUCAUUAAAUCCACUCCCUGCUCAUGCUUGUAUACUGACACCUGACACAGGGACUGUAGUUCACUUAAAGCAUAAAUGGUGCGUUCCAUGUGUAGUCAGAAGUCUGAAUUUUCCGCAGCUUAUUUGUCCCUUUAGAAUCACUUCUGUCGUAUUUGUUUCACAGUAAAUCAGUCGUACACAUAGUUCUGUUUCAGUUUUAACCGUAGACGUGUUGCUACGCUGUUUGCGUGAGCAAGGAAUGUGGUGAACUGCAGGGUGACGUCACUCCCGGUUACAACUUCCGAGUUCCGAUGUAAACGGAACAUAAAUCCAACAUAAAUCCGCCCAAUGCCUGGAUUAAAAAAAAAAACAAGAAGUGGACAGGGAGCCGUGAGUGACGGGGUUAAACCUGUGGUAAUACUGCGCAUUACCCUGGUAUACUCACGUGUCAGGGUCCUGUAGUAUCCCACGGUACAAGUCUGGAUGCAUUCCUACCAAAGAAGAAGAGAACAAUGAUGCAGCUUCCUUGGACACGUGGUUCAAGCAUUGGGUCCAUGUGUGCCUGCUGUGCACAGAAGUAUACCAGGGCCUUUAGAGAAGGAGAGGUGAUGGUCAGCUGUGCAACGUAGAGGCGACAUGUGGCCACGUGUGCCUUUAGCCGUCAUUCAUAGAUGUUUUGAGUGUGAUAGCGUUCUUUCCCGUAAAGUUAGCGGCUGAAAGGUUGUUUGAUGUCGACAGAUUUUCUUUCCUUGACUUUGACUGAGCAGGAGCUGGUUUUUAUUAUGACACGUUGGCCAGAAGAAGAUGGUUAGUGAGGAUUUGAAUGCGAUAGCUGGUGUUUGGCAUGAGAGACAUUAGAUACACACAUAUACUGUAUAUAUAAUUGAAACACUUUCAGGAUUUGGACCAGGAUCAAUAAAGAAAAUGACUAGAUCUCCAUAUCCACUGGUUUUCACCUGGAAAAAAGGUGUUUUAGGGUUUAAGUCACGCUUUUAACAGUGAAGUCGAGCUGCAGCUCUUGCUAUUUCGGUUCAUUUGGUCCUAGCUUGUUAUGAUAUAUAUACUAAUCCUCCCGUGCUGUGUCUCACCUUGUAAAGAGGUCACGUCGUAGGUGGUUUCACGGCGCUGUGCGUUUCAAGGACAGAGCGACAAAAGCUUCCCCGUCCUUUUGUCGGACAGUGAAUGAAAGGAUGAUGAGGUCUGCUGAUCUGUGUGCUGACCUGACGACACACGGUCAGUGUCACUCUGCCUUUAAAUGUCACCGGGAUUGUACUGAUCAGAAGAAAGCAGCUGUGGGUAACAUACAGUACUGUCAGACCUGGGCCACCCUGGAUGUGUGUCAGAUUAUCUUUUCACUGAGGCACCCGUGUUAUCAGAUUAGAGCAGCCACACUGCCUGUGAGUGAACCCCCCCCCCCC